Myotis lucifugus (little brown bat) is the source of this 632-nucleotide messenger RNA. RefSeq names its product keratin, type I cuticular Ha1-like. The annotation marks the transcript as partial. The transcript is spliced from 3 exons. The record is from RefSeq and is a predicted model, not a curated record. Gene Ontology annotation, molecular function: structural molecule activity. Lineage: Eukaryota; Metazoa; Chordata; Mammalia; Chiroptera; Vespertilionidae.
UGGGACUCUGUUUUCAGCUGGGUGACUUGCUCCCUCCCAGCACCAUGCCUUACAACUGCUACCUGCCCAACCUGAGCUUCCGUUCCAGCUGCUCCUCCAGGCCCUGCGUGGCCCCCAGCUGCCACAGCACCCCCCUGCCCGGGGCCUGGAACAUCCCCGCCAAUGUGGGCAACUGUGGCUGGUUCUGCGAGGGCUCCUUCAAUGGCAGCGAGAAGGAGACCAUGCAGUUCCUGAAUGAACGCCUGGCCAGCUACCUGGAGAAGGUGCGGCAGCUGGAGCGGGAGAAUGCAGAGCUGGAGAGCCGCAUCCAGGAGCGCUGCCAGCAGCAGGAGCCCCUGAUGUGCCCCAGCUACCAGUCCUACUUCCGGACCAUCGAGGAGUUCCAGCAGAAGAUCCUGUGCGCCAAGUCUGAGAACGCCCGGCUGGUGGUGCAGAUUGACAACGCCAAGCUGGCCGCAGACGACUUCAGGACCAAGUACGAGACGGAGCUGGGCCUGCGGCAGCUGGUGGAGUCGGACAUGAAUGGGCUGCGCAGGAUCCUGGACGAGCUGACCCUGUGCAAGGCCGACCUGGAGGCCCAGGUGGAGUCCCUGAAGGAGGAACUGCUCUGCCUCAAGAGGAACCAUGAGGAG